Molecule: messenger RNA, 597 nt
Organism: Debaryomyces fabryi
Lineage: Eukaryota; Fungi; Ascomycota; Pichiomycetes; Serinales; Debaryomycetaceae
Gene: UCF1
Product: Ucf1p
Exons: 1
Coding region: 1-597 (198 amino acids)
Biological process (GO): energy reserve metabolic process
Source: RefSeq, a predicted model, not a curated record
AUGACCAAAAAGAACAAGUCUAAGAAUCAAGGAUUAGCACUUGAUUUGGACAACUGUGAAAAGUUGACUCACUUAAAAGAAAUUCCUAAAUCAAGAUCAUCUUCGAUUACUUCUAUUGAAUCCGAAGGAUCCAUUCAAUCGGUUUUGAAACCACCACCAAUGAGGGAAUUCGAUGAUAUUGUUGCUUUCGAAAGUUACAUUCGUGAUGAGACUUGGGAUAAUGAUUUUGACUACUGUCAUGCCCAUUUGUCGUACUAUCCACCAUUUAUCACCAAGGAAGUGCACGGCAACUUGGACAAAAUCAAGCCUACCAUGAACAAGAAGUCGCGUAAGUUCAAGAGAAACUUGCAGCACCACAUUCAAAAGCAUUUAAUGCCAGACAUGGAGAAAUGUUCUGGAUUUACCAUGGAUUUUGGUAAGGUUGGAGUUGAAGAAACACCAACGAAGUUGAAGUGGAAGUUUGAAGAUGCCAGUGAUCAUGGCUUCACCAAAGAGGAAGAAGACCAGUACGAUAGACAUUGGAAAUUAGAAUUAGAAGUUACUUGCAAUAACGAGAACCCGUUAGUCGAAGUCGACUAUAGGGCAAUCCCGAUUUAG